GGGCUCCACAGGAGGAGGAAGAGGGAGGUUGGAGAGUGUGGGGGUGGGGGGAAGGGGGAGAAAGGGAAGAACAAUAGGAGUCAUGUUUCUGUCUUUUUGGUGGUGUGGGAGGCCCUGUCUCCUGGCUGGCUCUGAGCUUCGGCUUCAGGCUGGACAGGGGAGGAAACCGUGGGAUGUGCCAGGACAGGUGGCCCUGACAUGUGAUGCCUGCCUGCUGACCACUCAGUCAACACUUCUAGAAUGGUUUCCAGAAGUGAUGUGAAGGGGCAGGCAGGGCAGCUAAAUAUAGUUCUGGGGCCAUGCCUCAGGCUGGCUUCCUGUCUGCUGGUUCACUAUGUGCCCAUCCCCCAUGAUGUCCACUGCCAGCUGCUCCUGUGAGCCUUGUCCUCCAGUACCCAUCUCCCCCUGCUCUGAGCUUGCUGCUGGAUCUUCACCUGUCUUCAGACACAGUUCUGACCCGCCUGUGGCUAGGCCUGACCCUGACUCGGCCUCGCUGAAGUCUUUUUUAGCCUAAGGUCCCCAAUCAGACCUACCCGCCAUGUCGGCUGCGCCCGGCCUCCUACACCAGGAGCUGUCCUGCCCGCUGUGCCUGCAGCUGUUCGAUGCGCCCGUGACGGCCGAAUGCGGCCACAGCUUCUGCCGCGCCUGCCUGGGUCGCGUGGCCGGGGAGCCGGCGGCUGACGGCACCGUGCUCUGCCCCUGCUGUCAAGCACCCACGCGGCCGCAAGCGCUCAACACCAAUCUGCAGCUGGCGCGCCUGGUGGAGGGGCUGGGGCAAGUGCCCCAGGGCCACUGCGAGGAGCACCUGGACCCGCUCAGCAUCUACUGCGAGCAGGACCGUGCGCUCGUGUGCGGUGUGUGCGCCUCGCUCGGUUCGCACCGUGGCCACCGCCUGCUGCAGGCCGCCGAGGCCCACACGCGCCUUAAGACGCAGCUCCCCCAGCAGAAGCUGCAGCUGCAGGAGGGACGCAUGCGCAAGGAGAAGAGCGUUGCUGUGUUGGAGCAUCAGCUAACGGAGGUGGAGGAGACAGUGCGUCAGUUCCGGGGGGCCGUGGGAGAGCAGUUGGGCAAGAUGCGGGUGUUCCUGGCUGCACUGGAGGCCUCAUUGGACCGAGAGGCAGAGCGUGUCCGGGAUGAGGCAGGAGUCGCACUCCGGCGGGAGCUGGGGGGCUUACGCUCUUAUCUGGAGCAGCUGCGGCAGAUGGAAAAGGUGCUGGAUGAGGUGGCCGACAAGCCACAGACUGAGUUCCUCAUGAAAUACUGCCUGGUGACCAGCAGGCUACAGAAGAUCCUGGCAGAAUCUCCACCACCUGCCCGCUUGGACAUCCAGUUGCCUGUUAUCUCAGAUGACUUCAAAUUCCAGGUGUGGAGGAAGAUGUUCCGGGCUCUGAUGCCAGCGCUGGAGGAGCUGACCUUUGACCCGAGCACAGCACACCCGAGUCUGGUGGUGUCACCGUCAGGUCGCCGCGUGGAGUGCUCUGAGCAGAAGGCGCCGCCGGCUGGUGAGGACCCGCGCCAGUUCGACAAGGCCGUGGCGGCGGUGGCGCACCAACUGCUUUCUGAGGGCGAGCACUACUGGGAGGUGGAGGUGGGCGACAAGCCGCGCUGGGCCCUCGGCGUUAUUGCUGCCGAGGCCAGUCGCCGAGGCCGGCUGCACGCUGUGCCCUCGCAGGGCCUCUGGCUGCUCGGGCUUCGCGACGGCAAGAUCCUGGAGGCACACGUUGAGGCCAAGGAGCCGCGCGCACUGCGCACACCGGAGAGGCGGCCGACGCGCAUAGGUCUCUACCUUAGCUUUGGCGAGGGCACCCUCGCCUUCUACGACGCCACCGACCCUGACGCGCUCGUGCUGCUCUUUGCCUUCCACGAGCGCCUGCCCGGGCCGGUGUACCCCUUCUUUGACGUGUGCUGGCACGACAAGGGCAAGAAUGCGCAGCCACUACUAUUGGUGGCGCAAGAUGGGGAGCAGGCCUGAGCCACCUGGCCAGGUUGGGGAGGGAUGCCGGGUCCUGGCAGUUUGGCGCUCAGGCCUUGUUCCUCAGGUCUGGGGGGAGGCAGACAAGAGCAGAUGUUGCCAGGGCUGAAGGCUGUGCCAAGGGGGCCAGGGAUUAGGGUCUCCAAGAGCUCUGGGAAGGGUGGGGGGCUGAUUUCGGUAAGUGCUUGGAGUGAGGCUGUGAACAGGACCCGGCAGGGAAGGGACAUCUGAAGGUAGGUCAAUAAGGACAUCUGAGUUUGGGGGCAGGAAGGCCCAGGGGUCCAGGGGCCUGGAGUGGGCAGUCGGGGAGGCUCCCAGGGAUUUUAGGAGGAAACUGAGGUUAAGAGAGGGAGGGAAAAGGGGCAGCUCUGGGGAGGAUAGAGGGAAGAGCUUGAGAGCUCUGUAGAGUAAGUGGUCCCUUCAGCCUUAGACUCUCCCCCUCUCACCCUGCAGUAGCAUUGAGGCAGGGUGUCCAGACUCUGCCAUACCAAAAGGCCUUCACCUUGACAGUGGUUCUCCAACUUGAACAUGUAUUAGAAUCAUCCGGAGGAUCUAUUAAAGCACAGAUUGCUGAUUUUCUGACUCAGUAGGUCUGGAGCAGACUACACAUUUGCAUUUCUAACAAGUUCCAGAUGGUGCAUGUCCAAGUCGAAGAACUCGGUCCCAGGGUCACACUUUGACAAUUGCUGACUCAGAGAGCUCCCUGCCUGUUUAGUUAGCUAUCACUGUGGAUUGAGACAUAGAAAAUCCAAAAUAUGUUCCUCCAUUCAACUGACAUUUUUAAAAUUUGCCAGACCCUAUGUUGAAUGCUUCAGAGAUGAAUUAACCUACCCCCAACUUAUUCCCUUUGCGUCUGGAAUAUGUUUACCGAGUGUCCUGGACACUGAAGAAAUUCCCCAAAUUGUCAACUCAGAGAAAGUGCCUGAUGCUAACCCCACCCUGGGCGCUACUGCUUGUGGAGGAUAGAAGGUCCCUCUCCUCAUGAGAUGGCCUCUCACUGCUUACUUGCUGGUUCACAACUUCUUUGGUUUUAACUCAAAGGCCUGUUUCUUGGUUUUUGGAGUAACCAUUGAGGCCCAGAGUAAGAGUCCCUCUCUCUUGGAGGGAAAGGCCUUUGGGGAUUCUGGUAGGUAGGACUUUAGUCCUAUCCUCAGGGCAGAUGAUGGCAUGGGGUCAUCUAGUCUCACAGGGUUGUUGUGCUGUGCUGUGUGAAAGGGCCUGGAGACCCCUGGCAAGAGGUACCUAUGUGGGGAUUUUCAUGGGAGGAUGGUGGGGGACGGGACUAAGAGAUGGGGCAAAAGGAAGGUGUAGAUGGGUAAGAAAAGCCUGGCUGGAGUUGAGGGUUCCUGACUGCAUCUUCUAUAGGAAAGCCUAGUUAGGCCCCUGGCCCUUGGUGACAAAAGAGAGGAUUAUUUUGAGUAGCUUGUUUAUGCUAGAAAAUAAAACAAUAAAAUUAAAGGAUUAUUUGGCUGUAAAAUUCAGCACUACUAAUAAAAACUGUUGUAUUCUGACUCCUUCAUUAAAUCUGUGUGAAGACACAAGUGACCUAACGCCAGGUCUCUUAAUUGCCCUCCUAGCCUUCAGUCUUGCCCCAUCUAAUCUUUCUAGAAGCACAAAGUUAGAUAGGUGACUCAGUUGCUCAAAACCUUUCAGUGACUCCCUGCUACCUGCAGGAUAAAGCCUGAAGUCUUUGACUUUGCGUUUGAGGCAUCCUCUAUUUCCUAGCUUCAUCUUGUACCACCACUCUGUGUGUCUAUAUUCUGGCAAUUCCUGUACACACCACACAACUCUGCUAGGAAUCUCUUUUUCCCUCCCACUCAUCCUUUAAGACUCUCCUGAAACACCACCAUUUUUUAUUCUCUCCCAACCUCUAGUCCCCCAGCUAGGAUCUCUCCAGCACCUCCUUUAUAACAUGCAUUGAAUUGUCUACAUAUAGGUCUCCUUGUCAUGGACAUCUGGGGAGGGGUGGUGGUGUCCAAGAGCCCAAAGUUUCCUUCUGAGGAAGUGAGCCCUCUGAGAUGCAGAUGCCAGGACAGGGUUAAAUGUUCAAGGAGUUUAUUAGGGAAACUGCCUGUGAGAGAGAAAACUGGGCGGGGGGGAGGUCACUAGGGGAGCCGUCAGAUUGUGUGCAAGCCAGGCCAUGAGUGAAGGAGAGAAGGAGGGUAGGUUGGGUGGAGGUGUCUUCGACUGUUAUGGGGAGUCUUAGUUAUCUAGUGCUGCUGUAACAGAAAUUCUACAAAUGGAUGGCUUUAACAAACAAAUUUAUUCUCUCACAGUUUAGGAGGCUAGAAGUGUGAAUUCAGGGCACCAACUCCAGGGGAAGGCUCUCUCUCUCUCGGCUCUGGGGGAAGGUUCUUGUCAUUAAUCUUCCCCUUGUCUAGGAGUUUCUCAUUGCAGGGACCCCGGGGCCAAAGGACAUGCUCCAUUCCUGGCUCUUGCUUGGUGGUAAUGAGGUCCCUCUCCUCUCUGCUCAAUUCUCUGUUUUAUAUCUCAAAAGAGACUGACUCAAGAUACAACCUAAUCCUGUAGAUUGAGUCCUGCCUCAUUAACAUGACUGCCUCUAAUCCUGCCUCAAUAAUAUCAUAGAUGUUAGGAUUUAGAACACAUAGGAAAAUCACAAAAUGGUGGACAACCACACAGUUCUGGGAAUCAUGGCCUGACCAAGCUGGCACACAUUUUUGGGGAACACAAUUCAAUCCAUAACAGAGCCCUCGAGCCAAAGCUGCCCUCUUUUAGGAGUCAUGUGGCCUGCCUUAGUGUUGUGCUCAGUUGUUGGCUGGCAGCCGCCCAUGGGAACUGCGGGUUUCACAGCCUUUCAGCUGUGGCUCUUGGGAAGUUAUGCCAAGUUGGAGUUAUAUCAGGAAACAAUUCUUUUCACAGCUGCCACAGGCACUUUCUGCAUAAAGUUGCCCUGGAUUGAGCCAUGUGCAUUGAGGGAAAAUGACCCUGUAAUCUUGUCUGUGGAUGAAUGGCUGAGGAAUGGGGUCCCUGAGCCAAACUCAUGGUGGGGUGAGUUUGUUGGAAACUCCAUCUAACCAGGGUGCUCCUAGUUGGAUGAUGGCUGCCGUAUCAGGCAGGAAUUACCAAUGCUGUUUUCUUUCUCAGUCAAAUGAGGAUACUGACCAUUAAAAAAAAAGAAGGUAAAACAACCAGGAAGUAGCAAAGCCAGUUCUGUCUACCUCAGAGCCAGUUUAUAGCUCAAGGUCCUGAGGUGAAUUCCAUCUCCAGAUGAGAUGUUCUACCAAUAAUGUUGAUGUUGUUAGCUGCCAUCAAGUCAACUCCAACUCAUGAUGACCCCAAGGACAACAGGAUGAAACCCUGCCUGGUCCUCCAUUGGCUGCAGAUUGGACCAUUGUAAUCUAUAGAGUCUUCACUGGCUGAUUUUCGGAAGUGGGUCACCAGGCCUUUCUUCCUAGUCUGUCUCAGUCUGGAAGUACUGCUGAAACCUGUUCAGCCUCACAGCAACACACAAGCCUCUAUUGACAGAUGGGCGGUGGCUGCACAUGAGGUGCGAUGGCAGGGAAUUGAACCCAGGUCUCCUGUAUGGAAGGCAAGAAUUCUGCCACUGAACUACUACUGCCCCCACUUCCAGUGAUUAGUUGAUGGUUUUACUGGGACACAGACUUGGCAUCCAUUAGUGACUCACAUAUGAGACUGUUCUCUUUUCAGUACUCCUAUGAUCCUUCCGAUUCAGUCCAUGAGAAGAUCUCCGUUUGAGAUUCUUUGGCCUUUACACCUCUGUGACACUUACUAAUCUUUUUAACAGAGCAAGAGUGCAAAUCUCAGGCUCAGAGCCUUUGGCAAGGAAAGGUUUCUAGGAAUAGUUUAAUUUUGCUCUUUAUAUUUAUUUUUACUGUUGUUGUUAGGUGGUGUCAAGUCGGUUCUGACUCAUAGCAAUCCUAUUCACAACAGAACGAAACACUGCCUGGUCUUGUGCCAUACUCACAAUUGUUAUUAUGCUUGAGCCCAAUGUUGCAGCCACUGUGUCAAUCCAUCUCGUUGAGGGUCUUCCUCUUUUCCACUGACCCUGUGCUUUACCUAGCACGAUGUCCUUCUUCAGGGACUAAUCCCUCCUGACAACAUGUCCGAAGUAUGUAAGACGCAUGGGUAGAAGACAUUUGCGGUGAUGACCAGGGCCAGGAAGCCUGGGGAUGCUGUGUGAUUUUCACAGUCAAGUCUCCUCUCUGAGUCUCAGUUUCCUUACCUGUGGUGGGGAGGGGCUGGACUAGAUAAUUUUCUGAGAUUCCACUGUCUUAGUUUGGGUCGCCCCAGAAUCAGAUCUUCAGACAAAGAUUCCAGUGAAAGCAGGCUUAUUUGCAAGGUGCAGGAAACACUUGCAGGGGAGUAGGGAGGCGAGACCAGAAGGGGAGGCCACCAGCGAAGGUACAAUAUGAAGAAAGUGUCGAAAGAAAAAUAUCUGAUGAGUAAGUCACUUAUGUAGCCUUAAAAGGUUAUUGGGUGGAAAAAACUGUGAACAGGGAGUAUCUUUCUGGAGAAACGAGCUUGUCAUGUUACAAUCUUGAUUAGCUUAUAUAAAGUACAAACUCUUAGGGUGUUCCCAAAAAGACAUUUAAAAUGAUUGCUUGUCAUUCACUUAAUCAGCAGGAGGCAGCUGGGAUUGGUUUAUUAAGGUUUGCGUGUCUGCAUUCUAUAGACUGUGGUUGUUGUUGUUAGGUGCCAUUGAGUUCGUUCCGACUCAUAGUGACCCUAUAUACAACAGAACGAAACACCUCUCGGUCCUCCACCACCCUCACAAUCAUUGCUAUGUUUGAGACCAUCAUUGCAGCCACUGUGUCAAUCCAUAUCUUUAAGGGUCUUCCUCAUUUUUGUUUACCCGCUACCUUCCGUGUCAUUAAGGCUGACUCUACUUUGAGGAGGCAGAUCUUCCCCAGUGGUAUUUUGAGUGCCUUCCAACCCUGAUGGUUUAGUGGUUAAGAGUUUGGCUGCUAACGAAAAGGCUGGCAGUUCAUAUCCACCAGACGCUCCUUGGAAACCCUAUGGGGCAGUUCUACUCUGUCCUAUAGGGUUGCUAUAAGUCAAAAUUGACUCGAUGGCAACUGGUUUUUUUUUUU
Messenger RNA from Loxodonta africana (African savanna elephant), 7044 nucleotides. It is a transcript of the gene TRIM72, whose product is annotated as tripartite motif containing 72. Bases 539 to 1972 code for a protein of 477 amino acids. Gene Ontology annotation, molecular function: protein binding; ubiquitin protein ligase activity; zinc ion binding. The transcript is spliced from 7 exons. NCBI's taxonomy places the organism in Eukaryota, Metazoa, Chordata, Mammalia, Proboscidea, Elephantidae. The record is from RefSeq and is a predicted model, not a curated record. Gene Ontology annotation, biological process: protein ubiquitination; proteasome-mediated ubiquitin-dependent protein catabolic process. Gene Ontology annotation, cellular component: cytoplasm; sarcolemma.